Menidia menidia (Atlantic silverside) is the source of this 2301-nucleotide messenger RNA. Lineage: Eukaryota; Metazoa; Chordata; Actinopteri; Atheriniformes; Atherinopsidae. The record is from the annotation of a GenBank genome assembly.
GUCCCCUCCUUUGAGGGGAAUACCGCGUCAGAGACAGCAGAUUUAAAGAGCGACUCCAGAGUUAUUCCAAAUGGAAAAGUAGGCCCCGCUGACCUCGAGGAAGCAGUAGAAGUGAAAGAGAUCCGGGAGAAUAAAGCUCCCAGUAACCCCGAACCACCGGCCAAGCCUCCCAGGUCUCCAGAGGUGAAGGAUGCUGAGGAACUCCCAACAGGAGCUGGUGUAGAGCUGUCUGAUCUGACUUUGUCCAUAAUGGCGGGUAAAUCCAACUGUCCCUGUUGUCCCAAUCUAGAAGAGCCAAAGCCACUCCUCCUCCAGACGCACGAUUUGGAGAGAACUGUGGCCCCCGCUGAGGAGCUGUGGUGCUCCACCAGAGACCAUGCAGUACGGCUCAGGAUGGAGGGCUCGGGCCCAGGCUCAGAGCAUCCCGUCACCAUCCAUCAGCAUUUCCUGGAGACGGUGGAAAGGUGUGGGGAGCUCCCGGCGUUGGUCUACAAAGAAGAUGGCCAGACGAUGACUUUGACCUGGAGACAAUACUAUGGAAAGUGUCGUGCGGCAGCCAAAAGUUUCCUUAAGCUGGGGCUGGAGCGUUUCCACGGUGUCGGCAUUCUGGGAUUCAACUCUCCUGAGUGGUUCAUCUCAGACGUGGGCUGCAUCCUUGCCGGGGGUCUGGCAACUGGUAUUUACACGACCAACUCCCCGGAGGCCUGUCAGUACGUAGCUGCCAACUGUGAGGCCAACGUCCUGGUGGUGGAGAACCAGAAGCAGCUCGACAAAAUCCUGCAGGUCAAAGAUCAUUUACCUCAUCUGAAAGCCAUCGUCCAGUACAAAGGCGAGCUGCAGCAGAAGGCGCCAUUCCUGUACACCUGGGAAGAGUUCAUGAAGGUUGGGGAGGACGUGCCCGACGAGCAGCUGAAUGCCGUGAUUGAAAGUCAUCGGGCCAAUGAGUGCUGCACCCUCAUCUAUACCUCCGGAACCACUGGCAACCCCAAAGGAGUCAUGCUGAGCCACGACAACGUGGGUAACAAUAUAACAUGGACGGCCCGAACGGCAUCUUCCAUGAUAAACGCGGACUAUGGGGUGGAGGUCCUGGUCAGUUACCUGCCCCUGAGUCACGUGGCGGCCCAGUUAAUCGACAUUUGGAUUUCCAUGAGUCUUGGAGGAAUCACCUACUUUGCUGAUCCAGAUGCCCUCAAGGGCUCCUUAGUAAACACGUUAAAAGAAGCUCGUCCGACUCUUUUCCUGGGGGUUCCUCGAGUCUGGGAGAAGAUGCAGGAGAGCAUGAAAGCCGUUGGUGCCAAGGCAUCCCCACUGAGAAAGAGAGUGGCAGACUGGGCAAAAUCCAUUGGCCUACAGUAUAGCUAUAGUUGCAUGGAAGGGGAGAAUUCGGUGCCUUGGGGUUUCAUGCUGGCCAACAAUCUGGUCUUCAAGAAGGUGCGUGCUGCCCUGGGUUUGGAUCGUUGCAGGCUGUGCUGCACAGGAGCGGCCCCGAUCACAAAAGAAACCCUGGAGUACUUCAUGAGCCUGAACAUCCCCGUGAUGGAGCUCUACGGCAUGAGUGAAAGCUCUGGUCCACACACAGUGUCCAUCAAUGAGUAUCGCAUCACGAGCUGUGGAAAGGUGAUGCCAGGCUGCAAGACAAAACUGGAGAAUCCAGAUAAGGAUGGGAACGGGGAGAUCUGCUUCUGGGGUCGUAACGUUUUCAUGGGCUACCUGAACAUGAGUGACAAAACAACAGAGGCUGUUGAUGAGCAAGGCUGGCUGCACUCUGGAGAUCUGGGACGAAACGAUGAGGAGGGGUUCCUGUACAUCACAGGAAGGAUCAAAGAACUCAUCAUCACUGCUGGUGGCGAGAACAUCCCUCCCGUUCCCAUCGAGGACGCGGUGAAGAACGAGCUGCCCUUUAUCAGCAACACCAUGCUGAUCGGAGACAAGCUCAAGUUCCUGUCCAUGAUGCUCACGAUAAAAUGUGUAAUGGACGAGAACGGAGAUCCAACAGAUGAUCUGAGUGCCGAGGCUUUGGAGUUCUGCCAGCGAAAUGGCGUCACAGCCACCAAGGUGUCCGAGAUCAUAGCCAAUAAGGAGCCCCUCGUCUACAACGCCAUCCAGAAAGGCAUCGAGCGCGUCAACGCCAAAUCAACGUCCAACGCGCAGAAGGUCCAGAAGUGGAUCUUACUGGAGAAAGACUUCUCCAUCGGUGGAGGAGAACUGGGCCCCACCUUGAAACUGCGGAGGCCCAUUGUUGUGAAGAUGUACCAGGAGAAAAUAAAUGAAAUGUACAAAGUGGCUGCAGAAAAGCAGUGA